Messenger RNA from Peromyscus eremicus (cactus mouse), 3314 nucleotides. It is a transcript of the gene Zbtb24, whose product is annotated as zinc finger and BTB domain containing 24. Gene Ontology annotation, molecular function: protein binding. The record is from RefSeq and is a predicted model, not a curated record. NCBI's taxonomy places the organism in Eukaryota, Metazoa, Chordata, Mammalia, Rodentia, Cricetidae. The transcript is spliced from 7 exons. The coding region runs from base 117 to 2183 and encodes 688 amino acids.
GCGAGCGGCGAGCCGGCGCGCCGUGGCGGUGGCGGCGGGGGAGCCGACGGGCCCUGCCGGCUGGGUCCCCGCUGGGCGGCCCCGACAGAUUUAAGCCUCUCCGGAGUCUGGAGAAAAUGGCAGAGACAGCACCAGAGCGUUCUGGGCAGCUUGUCGUACACUGCGACACUCACAGUCACACUGUCCUGGCUAGCCUUGAGGAACAGAGGAAGAGAGGCUUUCUCUGUGAUAUUACUCUAAUCGUGGAGAACGUGCAUUUCCGAGCCCACAAAGCCUUACUUGCUGCCAGUAGCGAGUAUUUCUCAAUGAUGUUUGCGGAAGAGGGCGAGAUUGGCCAAUCUAUUUAUAUGUUGGAAGGCAUGGUUGCAGACACCUUUGGUAUUCUGCUGGAAUUUAUCUAUACGGGUUAUCUACAGGCCAGUGAGAAGACCACAGAACAGAUCCUGGCCACUGCUCAGUUCUUAAAAGUCUAUGAUCUGAUAAAGGCUUACACGGACUUCCAGACGAAGCAUAGCUCCCCCAAGCCGCCGGCUCUGAACGGCACUGGUACUCCAGUGGUUGUUAUUUCUAAUAAGAAGAAUGAUCCCCUAAAACGGAAGCGGGGAAGACCAAGAAAAGGCAGUAGUGUGCAGGAGGGGAAAUCGGAACUCGCUGCAGAGGAAGAAAUGCAGCUCAGAGUGAACAAUUCCGUUCAGAAUAGACAAAACUUUGUGGGUAAAGAGGGAGACGGUGUGGAGCUGAGUGCACAGAUCCCAAAGGAAAAGGCCUCUGAGCCCGCUGGUGAGCCGGGCAGAGUGGAGGAGAUGCUCGCUGAGAAAGAUGAGAACUAUGACCCCGAGGCGCGGGAUGGGCAGGAUAGCCUGAGUAGGUACAGCAAGCGGAGGAUUCGGAGGUCGGUCAAGCUUAAAGACUACAAACUCCUUGGAGACGAAGACGACCAGGGUUCAGCCCAGAGGAUAUGUGGAAAGAAGAAGCGUGCCAGCGGUCCAGGGGCCCGGUGUAAAGACUGUGGCAAAGUCUUCAAGUACAAUCACUUUUUAGCAAUCCACCAGAGACGCCACACUGGGGAACGGCCCUUCAAAUGUGGCGAGUGUGGAAAGAGCUUUGCCCAGAAGCACUCCUUGCAGGUCCACACCAGGAUGCAUACGGGGGAGCGGCCAUACACCUGUACCGUGUGCAGCAAGGCACUGACCACCAAGCACUCACUGCUGGAGCACAUGAGCCUGCACUCAGGGCAAAAGUCUUUCACCUGUGAUCAGUGUGGAAAAUAUUUCAGCCAGAAAAGACAGCUAAAGAGCCAUUACCGAGUCCAUACAGGCCACUCACUACCAGAAUGCAACCACUGCCAUCGAAAAUUCAUGGAUGUGUCUCAGCUAAAGAAACAUCUGCGAACGCACACAGGUGAGAAGCCGUUUACUUGUGAAAUCUGUGGGAAAUCUUUCACAGCGAAGAGUUCCCUUCAGACCCACAUCAGAAUCCACCGAGGAGAAAAGCCAUACUCCUGCAGCAUCUGUGGCAAGUCCUUCUCCGACUCCAGUGCCAAGAGGAGACACUGCAUCCUCCACACAGGCAAAAAGCCCUUCUCCUGCCCCGAGUGUAGCCUGCAGUUUGCUCGCUUAGACAAUCUGAAGGCUCACUUGAAAAUUCACAACAAAGAGAAGCACCCAGCGGAUUCCUGCAGCGUUUCCGGCAGCAAUGCUGACGAGGUCCGCAACAUUCUUCAGCUACAGCCGUACCAGCUCUCCACCUCAGGAGAGCAGGAGAUUCAGCUUCUUGUAACGGAUUCUGUGCAUAACAUUAACUUCCUGCCAGGCCCCAACCAGGGGGUCAGCCUGGUAGCUGCUGACAGCUCUCAGAACAUGGCCACAGACCCAGCUGCCAAUCUGGCCCUGCUCACACAGCAGCCUGAACAACUGCAGAGCCUGAUUCUUUCAGCUCAGCAGGAGCAGACAGAGCACAUUCAGAGCCUCAGUAUGAUCGGAAGCCAGAUGGAGUCCUCCCAGGCGGAGCCAGUGCACGUAAUCACCCUUUCCAAGGAAACGCUGGAGCAUCUGCACGCCCAGCAGCAAGGGCAAACCGAGGCGCUCCGGUUGGCAGCUGGUGCUGAUCCAGCUCAGCACCUGCAGCUGACCCGGGACCCUGAGCCACCCCUACCCACUCCACUAGGCCAGGAGCAGAGCUGACCCAUGGCUGACUCUUCCGCUGGACCCUUCUCCUGGGCCAGCAGUGACAGAGUGGUCCUUUCGGCCACCAUCUUACAGAUCCGUAAAGAUGUGUUAGCUAGCCAACAGCUUAUUUAUGAUGGGCUCCACUGGGGCAGAAUCUGUGUGUGGGCAUGAGUGCACGAUCUGUCUGAUCUAUGAUACCAAUUCCUACUUAGCACUGAAAUAUCGAUGAGGGGCUCCACUUUCGUCUACUACGUCUCUCAAAGGUAGACAGUUUUUCUUGGGGGCAUUGAUUUAGACUUUUCUGUAAGUGUUGAAUGUUCACGGCCAUAGAGUGUGAUCUUUAGAUCAAAAAGUCAUGCGUAGGUUGAAUCUUCAGGUAUGGUGGUUGGUUCCAUUCCGUUAUUUCUCUUAGGCAGGAUACUUGCCAGUCCAAAACAAGGCAGGACUGACUACCUGAUUACAUCGAUCAGGAGAUUUCCCCUCUAAUAGCUUUUCUGCCCUAAGAGCACCGCAUCUCUUGCAUUUUAUCUUUGUGUGGUACAGUGGGCUGAUCAUGUUGCACUAAAGGCAGAUUCAGACUCGAAAACCAUACUCAUGAUGCAGAGGCCAAAGUGUACUGUUUGUUUGUUUGUUUUUCAAGACAGCGUUUCUCUGUAUAAUAGCCCUGGCUGUCCUAGAACUUGCUGUAUAGACCAGGCUGGUCUUGAACUCACAGAGAUCUGCUUGCCUCUGCCUCUAAGUGCUGGGAUUAAAGGCGUGUGCCACCACCACCUGGCGCAAAGUAUACUUUUAAAAUUUCUGAGUUUAACUUUUCUGCAAAACAUGAAUUUAUACAUUUUUUUGAAAGAAACAGGCUGUUAAAUUUUUAAUUAAAAAAAAAUUUUUUUUUAAUUAAAAAGUCUCCACAAAGUAUGAAACUAAAUCAAGAUACUCAUUCCAAGUAAACCAAAUUUUGUCAGAUAUUGACUUGAUUUUCAUGAAAAAGGAUUCUUAAUUACUUGGAACUUAAAAUUUUUUCAAUAUAAGUCAUAAAUACACUACUGAAUUCUACUUGAUCUCAAAAUACUGAUUUGCAUGUUCAAUCUUAGAACUUCCUAGAGGUGGAAAUGUACACUAAUCUAUUCUUACAGUCUAGAUGAAAUUCCA